UUGGGGUGCACAGUCUUGCCCCAAGGACUCGUCGACAUGCGGAGCCGGGGAUCGAACCGACAACCCUGCGGCGCCCAACUCACAGAGACUCCACCUUGUUACCGCUCCACCGAAGGGUUGGGUCAGACCAUUGGAGCGGAAAGGAAGAGGAAGCAGAGCUAACUCGAGAGACACGCGUCUUUGGACCACAUUACCAGCGUGCCUUCGACACUUUCCGAAGAUAAUUGGGACACAACAAUACAAGAUGGCAAACAUGCUUCAAGGGAUUCAGGAGAUUGGCUCACAUGCCAUGGAUAUCUAUGACUACCUCUUGGCGGGACUCGAUCCACGGCUGAAGGAGUAUCCACUGAUGCAGGGUCCUAUUCCCAUGUCCACAAUAUUGCUGUGCUACCUGUUCUUUGUACUGUACCUUGGACCUCGCAUAAUGGCCAAUCGCAAGCCAUUCCAGCUAAAGGAAGCCAUGAUAGUCUACAACUUCAUGCUAGUGGCAUUGUCAAUAUUCAUCGUUUAUGAGUUCUUGAUGUCUGGGUGGACCACAACGUAUACCUGGCGAUGUGAUCCAGUUGAUACCUCUGACAGUCCUGAAGCACUACGAAUGGUGCGAGUGGCCUGGCUGUUCUGGUUCUCCAAGAUUAUUGAGCUCAUUGACACCGUCUUCUUCGUUUUGAGGAAAAAGCACGGCCAGAUCACCUUCCUUCACAUCUUCCACCACUCUUUCAUGCCCUGGACAUGGUGGUGGGGAAUUGCCUAUGCUCCUGGUGGAAUGGGAUCUUUCCAUGCCAUGGUGAAUUCAUCCGUCCACGUCAUCAUGUAUUUCUACUACGGCCUUGCUGCUGCUGGACCACGCUUCCAGAAGUUUUUGUGGUGGAAAAAAUACAUGACUGCCAUUCAGCUGACCCAGUUUGUCCUGGUAUCUCUCCACGCUACCCAGUAUUACUUCAUGGACAGCUGCGACUACCAGUUCCCUAUGAUCGUUCACCUCAUCUGGAUGUAUGGAACCUUCUUCUUCGUGCUAUUCUCCAACUUCUGGGUCCAGGCAUACGUGAAGGGUAAGCGGUUGCCGAAACAGGACAUUAAGCAGUGUCAGAACGGCACGGCUGUCUACACCAACGGCAAACACCACGAAAACGGCAACAGCAUCAAGCACGGGGCCAGCAACGGCUCUGCUCCCCACGAAAACGGCAGCUGUCACGUGGGCAAGAUGAAGAAGGCCUAGUAUCUCUAGAAGGAAACGCCGAAGAAGUACAACCCAGAACUACUGCGGAUUCCAAAGAUAAUUUUGGCUGUGUUUCUUUUCCUGUUUUUAUUUUUUUAUGCAAAACAUGGGGAAAUGACGUGGUCAAUGAUAUCCACAGUAGGGGUUCCACAUUUUGUUGGUUUGUUCGUUCGUUUCUUUGAGUUGGAAAUCCAUUUAUGGAACACAAUGUAUGAAGAGAAGAUGUUUUGACCUAAAUGUUAUCUUCACUGACGUUCAAACAACCUCCUCGUUCAGUAUCCCGCCACCCCGCUUGCCUUUGCUACUUAUCUGACCCCCAUGUCCUCCUGACCCCCUGUGGACAGAUGACUGUACAGUUUCUAUCAAACUUGAAAAUACUUUUUGUAAAUAGUUUUACAACACCAAAAAAAACAACUAAUUGUAUUGGUAUGCUUUAGACAAAAUUUUGUUAUACAUUUAUGUAUUUAAAAUUUAAAUGCCAAUAAAUUCAAUUUAAAUUA
Molecule: messenger RNA, 1716 nt
Organism: Micropterus dolomieu (smallmouth bass)
Lineage: Eukaryota; Metazoa; Chordata; Actinopteri; Centrarchiformes; Centrarchidae
Gene: elovl1b
Product: ELOVL fatty acid elongase 1b
Exons: 9
Coding region: 245-1216 (323 amino acids)
Biological process (GO): very long-chain fatty acid biosynthetic process; fatty acid elongation, polyunsaturated fatty acid; sphingolipid biosynthetic process
Cellular component (GO): endoplasmic reticulum membrane; endoplasmic reticulum
Molecular function (GO): fatty acid elongase activity
Source: RefSeq, a predicted model, not a curated record